Molecule: messenger RNA, 2092 nt
Organism: Oncorhynchus gorbuscha (pink salmon)
Lineage: Eukaryota; Metazoa; Chordata; Actinopteri; Salmoniformes; Salmonidae
Product: neuronal acetylcholine receptor subunit beta-2-like
Exons: 8
Coding region: 80-1492 (470 amino acids)
Biological process (GO): regulation of membrane potential; signal transduction; monoatomic ion transmembrane transport
Cellular component (GO): synapse; neuron projection; postsynaptic membrane
Molecular function (GO): acetylcholine-gated monoatomic cation-selective channel activity; transmembrane signaling receptor activity
Source: RefSeq, a predicted model, not a curated record
AAUAACCCCACUCCGGAACACCCCCAUCCAAGUUUAGAGCGUCGGAUUCCGGUGAAGGGAAGAAGGGCACGGAGGAGAUAUGGCGGUGACCGUGACUUUAUCGCUCUCUCUUCUUCUCUUAUCUCUCUCAAGUACAGGAGCGGAGAAUGCAGAGGAGCGUCUAGUGAACUACCUGUUGAGUCCAGAGCGUUAUAACAAACUGAUCCGUCCUGCUGUUAACAAGAGCCAGCAGGUUACCAUCUCUAUACAGGUGUCUCUGUCACAGCUCAUUAGUGUGAAUGAGAGAGAACAGAUUAUGACCACCAACCUCUGGCUGUUCCAGGAGUGGAAUGACUACAGACUGAGAUGGGACCCAGAGAAAUAUGAAGGCAUCAAAAAACUACGAAUCCCAUCUCAACACAUCUGGCUUCCUGAUAUUGUUCUCUACAACAAGUAUGUAACGCAGAACUGCACGCUCAAGUUCCGCUCGUGGACCUACGACCACACCGAAGUCGACCUCAUCCUCACCAGCGACUUCGCCAGCCGGGACGACUUCACGCCGAGCGGCGAGUGGGACAUCGUGUCGCUGCCCGCCCGCAAGAACGAAGACCCCGACGACAUCACUUACCUGGACAUCACCUACGACUUCGUCAUCAAGAGGAAGCCACUGUUCUACACCAUCAACCUGAUCAUCCCCUGUGUCCUCAUCACCUCUCUGGCCAUCCUGGUCUUCUACCUGCCCUCUGACUGUGGGGAGAAGAUGACCCUGUGUAUCUCUGUCCUGCUGGCCCUCACUGUCUUCCUGCUGCUCAUCUCUAAGAUAGUACCGCCCACCUCUCUGGCUGUGCCUCUCAUAGGUAAAUACCUGAUGUUCACUAUGGUGUUGGUCACCUUCUCCAUCGUGACCAGUGUGUGUGUCCUCAACGUCCACCACCGCUCCCCGUCCACCCACCGCAUGCCUGACUGGGUCAAACGCCUCUUCCUGCUCCGCCUCCCCGCCUUCCUCCUCAUGAGACGACCCGGGAACAAUAACGUCCAGGAAAAAGUUAGACGGAAGCACGCCACUGCCGGGAACACCACCUCCGGGAACCCUGGGAAUUCCCGAGGAGGGGUGAAAAAGCGCUAUUCCGACAUCAAGCUGGGAGGAAUCCAGACGGACUCUGACUCGUUCUUUGUGAAGGAGGAUUCGGCCCGGAGGUUUGGCUGGAAGGUGGGAGACGUGUCAGGGGACGGCGGUGUCCCGGAGAUCAGGCGUCGCGUGGCGGUCCAGUGGGACGCUGACCUGGAGGAGGCAGUGGAUGGAGUGAGGUAUAUCGCUGAACACAUGAAGACGGAGGACGGAGAUGAAGGGAUCAUAGAGGACUGGAAGUACGUAGCGAUGGUAAUUGACCGUCUGUUCCUGUGGAUCUUUAUCCUGGUGUGUGUGGUGGGAACCCUGGGUCUCUUCAUGCAGCCCCUCUUCCAGAGCUACAACACUCCUACUGCAGACAGCAACGAGUAUGGUGAUUUCUGAGAGCCCCUGGGCGUCAGAGAGGGAAACCCUGUAGCAGCUAAACGGACCGUUGUCCUACGAACUCUGGAGCAACCUGUGCCAAAGCACCGUCAGUAGUACUUCUCCCCUCGGCAGUAGCUCAUGAAGCAUUAUAAGACAUUAUAGAGGUACUAUAGGGUCUACUGUGAGCCGUAUGCUGGAUCUCUCUUUCUAACUCUCUCUGGGCUCUCCACUCUUCAAGACAAGAUCUGAACGAACAACAGUAGUACUUCUCCCCUCGGCAGCAGCCCAUGAAGCAUUAUAAGACAUUAUAGAGGUACUAUAGGGUCUACUGUGAGCCGUAUGCUGGAUCUCUCUCUCUAACUCUCUCUGGUUUCUCCACUCUUCAAGACAAGAUCUGAACGAACAACAGUAGUACUUCUCCCCUCGGCAGCAGCCCAUGAAGCAUUAUAAGACAUUAUAGAGGUACUAUAGGGUCUACUGUGAGCCGUAUGCUGGAUCUCUCUCUUUCUAACUCUCUCUGGGCUCUCCACUCUUCAAGACAAGAUCUCAACUAACAGGACGCUUUCAGGUUCUCUUCCUUCUCAUGUACUAUGCAUGGACAGUGUCUCUCUUUUGUUU